Diabrotica balteata is the source of this 1896-nucleotide messenger RNA. NCBI's taxonomy places the organism in Eukaryota, Metazoa, Arthropoda, Insecta, Coleoptera, Chrysomelidae. The record is from the annotation of a GenBank genome assembly.
AUGUCGUCGUGUGGUGGAUUAUCAGAAAAUUUCUUGCUGAAUAUGGAAUUUGAAGAUACUUCCGAAAAGGUAAAAGCUAUCACCAGACGAGAACUAUAUGAUAUCCUAAGGGAAUUCAAAGGAAAUAAAAUUGACGAAAAAUUUACCCUAUUGGAAGAUAGACUUGCUCAGAUGACGUCAUGUCCAAGGGAAGAAAGGAAUAUGUUAUCUCGUUCUCUUAAGUAUUUUAAUGCAAGUUUUAAGCAGAAAUGGGCGGCAGCUCGUAAUACUGAUGAACGAUUUCUAAAACAUAAUGAAGAAUGGCUUAAAACAUCAUUAGAACUUCUUUCGUGGUCAUCACUGAAGCCCGGUCGUCCAGUUAAACAGUUCCAUGAAUUAAGUGAAAGGAGCAAGCGGCGGAGAACUGAAGAAAUACGGGCUUGCGUACCUGUCGAGGAGUUGAUUUUCGCUGAGCGUGUAAGUCAGGGUACUUUCGGGAAUAAACAUGCUUCAAAGAUGAUUAAAGAAAUAACUUCAACACCGACGAAAGCCAAGAAGAUCAGAAAGAUAAUUUCGUCUAAAAAAGACCACGUGGAGAUGAAAUAUACCCCACAGGAAGUGUUAUCGUUAUUUGUAGAAGGUAACUUCACGAGAAACCAGUGGACCUUAUUACAAAUCGAACGGAAGUACAUCUACCCUUGUUACUCGUUGCUGCAAAAGGUAAAUAAAGAGUGCUACCCAGAUGAAGACAAAAUAACUGUUACGGAGACCAUUUUUAAUGUUGAACUAAAAGCUUUGCUGGAUCAUACGGCUUUGCGCUUUAUCCAAUAUUUAAAAGAAGUCUUAGAUACAUUAAAUGAUACUGAAAAGCAACACCUACUUUUAAUAUCAAAAUGGGGAUGUGAUGGGUCUCACCAAACUCAAUUUAAGCAAAAAUUUAAAAAUGUCGCAGAUGAUGAUUCAAAUAUAUUUAUGAGCUCGAUUGUUCCAGUGAGGUUGGUUGUUUCUAUUGAUGGCAAAGCAAUAAAAAUCAUUUGGCAGAAUCCUACUCCUUCUUCGGUGAGAUUUUACAGACCUAUCAGAGCUCUAUUUGUCCACGAAACGAAAGUUGUCACUAAAGAAGAAAUAGAAUACAUCGAAAAUCAGGCAAAAUAUCUGAUAGAGACUAAAGACAGUGCAACAUCAGUGAAAAUCAGUGACAAUUUUGCUGACAAUGGUGGACGGAAAGCAUAUAAAGAACCCAUAAAAAAGUGGCAGGCCCGUACACCAGAAGACAAAAAAAUUAUUAAGGAAACAAAGGAGAAAGUUCAGAAAUGUUUUAGAGCUGAAAUGGGUCUACUCGUGGAUAUACCUAAAGCAGGCUAUGGAAAUAGUAAUGAUGGAAAUACGUCUAGGAGGUUUUUUCAAAACACAGAAUGCUCUUCUCGCAUCACAGGCCUCAACAGAGAAUUAAUUAACAGGUUUAAAGUGAUUCUUGAGGUAUUAUUAAGUGGUCAUGAGAUUGAUCACCAAAAAUUUGAAAAUUAUGCCCCAGAUACUGCCCAACUAUAUGUGCAGGUGAUCCAGGUGCAGGUGAUCCAACAGGCAAUUCUGCCAAUAAGGCAAUUGUCCGAGGAGGCCGCUGAAGCACGUAAUAAGCAUUUUCGAAAAUAUCGGGUGGACUUUUCACGAAAAUUUUCAAGAAUUGAUUGUAACAGAGAUGUUUUAAAUAGAUUACUUCUGACAUCUGAUCCUUUAAUCAGUUGUAGUCGGUUAAAAAAUAAGCAGAAAAUCUUGCCAUUUUCGGAUGAAGCAAAGGCAAUUUUAAUUACAGCAACACCGAAUCCAAACAGUUUGGACGACAAUACAGUCGAAGAUGAUGACGAUGAAGAGGAUUCUGAUAUUAUCAUUGAAUCAGAUUACACUGACUCCGAAUAA